Acanthosepion pharaonis is the source of this 1245-nucleotide messenger RNA. The record is from the annotation of a GenBank genome assembly. NCBI's taxonomy places the organism in Eukaryota, Metazoa, Mollusca, Cephalopoda, Sepiida, Sepiidae.
AUGAAAGAAGUCAGUCGAAAUAUCACGUGCAACAUAGCACUGAGUCAUUUCGACCAGCAAAUUCGAAGCCCGACCGACAGCCCUCUAUUCAUAUCUAUCUAUCUAUCUAUCUAUCUAUCUAUUAGGUCUUUCCUUGUCUAUCUAUCUAUCUAUCUAUUAGGUCUUUCCUUGUCUGUCUAUCUAUCUAUCUAUCUAUUAGGUUUUUCCUUGUCUAUCUAUCUAUCUAUCUAUCUAUCUAUCUAUCUAUUAGGUCUUUCCUUGUCUUUCCUUGUCUAUCUAUCUAUCUAUCUAUUAGGUCUUUCCUUGUCUGUCUAUCUAUCUAUCUAUCUAUUAGGUUUUUCCUUAUCUAUCUAUCUAUCUAUCUAUCUAUCUAUCUAUCUAUCUAUUAGGUCUUUCCUUGUUUUUCCUUGUCUAUCUAUCUAUCUAUCUAUCUAUCUAUCUCAGUCUAUUCAUAUCUAUCUAUCUAUCAAUCUAUUAGGUCUUUCCUUGUCUGGCUAUCUAUCUAUCUAUCUAUAUCAGUCUAUUCAUAUCUAUCUAUCUAUCUAUCUAUCUAUCUAUCUAUUAGGUCUUUCCUUAUCUAUCUAUCUAUCUAUCUAUCUAUCUAUCUAUCUAUCUAUAUCAGUCUAUUCAUAUCUAUCUAUCUAUCUAUCUAUCUAUCUAUCUAUCUAUCUAUCUAUCUAUCUAUCUAUUAGGUCUUUCCUUGUCCGUCUAUCUCUCUAUCUAUCUAUCUAUCUAUUAGGUCUUUCCUUAUCUAUCUAUCUAUCUAUCUAUCUAUCUAUCUAUUAUGUCUUUCCUUGUCUGUCUAUCUAUCUAUCUAUCUAUCUAUCUAUCUAUCUAUCUAUAUCAGUCUAUUCAUAUCUAUCUAUCUAUCUAUCUAUCUAUCUAUCUAUCUAUCUAUCUAUCUAUCUAUUAGGUCUUUCCUUAUCUAUCUAUCUAUCUAUCUAUCUCAUGUCUCUGAAAAAGAGUAUAUUAGAACAAAAUACAUUUUUUCUUUUUUCUUUUUCUUUCUUUUUUCUUUUUUCUUUCUUUUUUUUAUUUCUUUCUUUUUCUUUCUUCUUUUCUUUUUCUUUUUAUCAUCUUUCUUUUUUCUUUUGCUUUUUCUCUCUUUCGUUUUUUCUUCCUUUAUAUUUAUUUUGCUUUUUCUUCUUAUUCCUUUUUCCUUCCUUCUUUCUUUUUCUUUUCCCUUCUUUCUUUAUUUCUUACUUUUUUCUUUUUCUUUCUUACUUCUUUUUUUCUCUUUCUUAG